Messenger RNA from Saccostrea cuccullata (small rock oyster), 2651 nucleotides. Its product is annotated as nucleolar and coiled-body phosphoprotein 1-like. The record is from RefSeq and is a predicted model, not a curated record. Lineage: Eukaryota; Metazoa; Mollusca; Bivalvia; Ostreida; Ostreidae. Bases 310 to 2277 code for a protein of 655 amino acids. The transcript is spliced from 26 exons.
UCAAAAUCUCCAAAGAAGAAAAAGAAGUUGGAGAAAAGAAAUGAAGACAGGGUGGAAAAUAAUCCCAGUGAGAGGGGAGACAAUCAAGAUGCUGUGAAAAACCCAAAGAAAAAGUUAAAGAAGAAGAAAAAGAAGCUGAAAAAAGGUGUGAAGAGGGACAGUGAGAAACCGCCUCAAGUACAGAAACCUGUAAAAUCUCCUAAGAAGAAGACAGAGGCCACCUCAGAUUCAUCACAAGAUGAGGACAGAGCGACGUCCAAGGAGGAAAAAGAAGACAAAAAUGCCGGAAAACACUUAAAAGAUUGGACUAUGGAUGAGUUUAGAUCUCUCUUAGACUCGUUGGAGUCAUCCAUUAAGCAGCCCUCCCCACAACACAACAGACUGCCGGAGUCAGUGUGGGAGGAGGUCAAGGUCAAAAACCAUUCUCCUGAUGUUUGCAGAGCUGCCUGGACAAAAAUCUGCCAUGUGACAAAGACCCACAUGAGCCUGCAGCAGAUGGUUGAUGUAGCUCGGGACUUGAUGGAGAAAAACAAAAAUGUCAUCAAGAUACUGAUAGGAAACAAAGAUCCCAAUUUUCCAAAUGCCCCUUCUGUUCAUCGAGCCAACAGUUAUAACCUGUAUACCAAGCGCCGUUUGGAGGAAACGCCCAGGCCAACAUUCAAGGAGAUCGCAGAAGGGUGGAAGACGCUAUCAGAGGGGGAGAAACAGGCAUUUGCUCUGGAGGCAGAGAAGCUGAACCAGGAGGCAGAGAGAAACUUGGAGAGGUUCCUGAAAACUCUGCCUCCAGAGAAAAAACAACAGUUUUUAUCUGCCAAGAGUGUUAAAUCAGCUAAAAAAGCCAUCUCUGAGUUUGAUGAUGCUCCAAAGAUACACCAAGCAAAUGGCUAUAAUAUUUUCACCAAAGCAAAUAGAGACGAAGACCCGAAAAUAAGUUUUAAAGAAAUUGCGGAAAAGUGGAAACAGCUUUCAGAGGGAGAACGGAAAACAUAUACAGAGGAAGCUAAGAAGGUCAAUGAGCAGUCCAGACUGGAAUUCGAAACAUACAGACAAAAUCUGACACCAGAGAAGCAGGCCAGAUUCAACAAAGAGUUUGAGAAAAACAUCAAAAGAGUCAGUGAAAGUCAGAGGCCUAAGAUUCCCAAGCCAAAGCCACCCCCCAAACUUAAAGAGAGGGAAUUAAAGAAGGCCGAGAUUCAGUACAUGAAGGAGGAGAAGGCAGAGGCAGUGAGAGAGAACCCAGACACGGAUGAGGACGAUAUUAUGUUAAGAUUGUCUGAGGCAUUCCGCUCCCUACCGUAUAAAGAACAGGCAGAGUAUCUCAGAAAAUAUGAGGCGGAAGCCAAUGAGCAGAAGAAAAUUACUGAGUUUUACAAGAGUAAGCACAUUGACUCUCCAAACCCACCCAAGGAAAAGAAGCCUCAUUCCUCAGGGAAAGCACUCAAGUCAGAUGACUUGUCAGUGAAGAAGAUCGUCAGAGAGGAGAGUGAUUCGAGUUCUAGUUCUGACGACUCCUCAGAGGAGGAAGAAGUCACCGCGAAAAAACUAUCACAGACAUCACCGAAAAAAUCAACUCCAGCCAAAAAAUCCAUACUGAUGUCACCUAGUGUUAAGAUGAAUCGGAGGAAAUCAGAGAGCAGCAGUUCUGAGUCAGACUCCGAGUCUUCAGAUGAUGACAAAGACAAGAAGAAGAGGGAGAUGUCACCAGUCCUCCCUGUUAUUAAGCAGAGUCCACGACAACCAAGCAGCCCAGCAAAUAGACAACCCAGCAGCCCAAGGAAGAGGAAACCUUCUACGUCCUCCUCUUCCUCCUCUUCUUCUUCUUCCAGUGAGGAGGAUGAGGGAAGUAAAACAGUUGUGAAGGGGAAGAGUCCACAAAAGCCCAGCACACCCAGGAAGAGGAAACCUUUUUCUUCUUCCAGUGAGGAGGAUAAGGGAAACGAAACAGUUGUCAAGGUGAAUAGUCCACAAAAACCCAGCACACCCAGGAAGAGGAAACACUCUUCUUCCUCCUCCUCUUCUUCUUCCAGUGAGGAGGAAGAGGGAAAUAAAACUGUUGUCAAGAAAAGUCCGAAGAAGAUUGUAUCACCUCGAAAGAAAAUGUUCUCCUCUGUCUCUGAGGACGAAACUGACGACACCUCAGAGAACGACAAAAAGGAUAAACAGGGCUCCCUGAAGUCUCCUUUUCCUCAGAAGAUGAAAACAACAAGCAGCCUUAAGGCUCUCAAAAAGAAGAAGUCCAAGUCAAACUCUGGGAAGGGAAUCCCCCAAACCUUAUAGAAUCAUAUGACACUGAGGCAGCCUCAAUAAAGGAAGAGAAAGAUCCUUAGAGAAACAAACAUUGUGUGACUAAUACCAGGGUUAUGUGACACUGAAAACAUUGUGUGACUAAUACCAGGGUUAUGUGACACUGAAAACAUUGUGUGACUAAUACCAGGGUUAUGUGACACUGAAAACAUUGUGUGACUAAUACCAGGGUUAUGUGACACUGAGGCAGCCUAGAUGAAGGAGGGGAAGGACCCAUAGAGAAACAAACAUUGUGUGACUAGUACCGGGGUUAUGUGACACUGAAAACAUUGUGUGACUAAUACCAGGGUUAUGUGACACUGAAAACAUUGUGUGACUAAUACCAGGGUUAUGUGACACUGAAAACA